GCAAUUCUUAGUGACAAGUGUUUUUUGUUAGUGACUUGAAAUGAAAUAUAUUUUAUAACUCUGGUUUCGUAUUUUUUAGUGCUCAUGCUUUUCAUAACACCUUGGCUCCACAGGGACAAUUUUGACAUGAAAAGGACAUCUAGUUCCAUUAAUGCCAUUGACUUGCCAUCUUUAUAGAAAGUGGUAUGGAGUGGGCCUGACCCUAGAGAGAGAGCAAAUGACCAGAUCACUUGUGCUCCAUGGUGCCCUAAGCAAAGUGUUCAAGCCCUCAAAAAGGAAAGAAAAUGUAUAUUCUACAUUUUCACUGACCCCCAUGAUAUAUGAUGGAAAGAAGAACAGAGCUGGCUCUUUAACAAGUAAGGUUUUCUACAUUAAAGGCGGUUCUCAAAGCAGACUUCUAGAUAAAAGUGAGAUUUGAAGAGGUGGAAUCUAUGGUUGUUCUAGAAGAUGGCAGCAGCUAUGAUGGUAAACACACACGAAGAGCAGCAGAAGCACAAGACUGAGAGAGGAGAGGUGGUUAUGGAGCACAUCACCAAGCACCCUCUGCAAAACAGGUGGGCCCUAUGGUUCUUCAAAAAUGAUAAGAGCAAGACCUGGCAGGACAACUUGCAGCUUGUCACCAAAUUUGACACUGUAGAAGACUUUUGGGCGCUGUAUAGCCAUAUCCAGUUGGCCAGCAAAUUGACUUCUGGCUGUGACUACUCCCUUUUCAAGGAUGGCAUUGAACCUAUGUGGGAAGAUAACUGGAACAAGUGUGGUGGUCGUUGGCUUAUCACGUUAGCCAAGCAGCAGCGGCAUACAGAGCUUGACCGAUUCUGGUUAGAGACUUUGCUGUGCUUGAUCGGAGAAAUGUUCAGUGACUACAGCGAUGAUGUAUGUGGGGCAGUCAUCAACAUACGCACCAAAGGAGAUAAGAUUGCUAUCUGGACCCGGGAGGCAGAGAACCAGGAUGCAGUCAUUCAUAUUGGGUACCUGGCGUAUAUACAAGGAGCAUCUGGGCUUAUCUUCAAAAGUGGUGAUUGGUUACCAAGCCCAUGCUGACACAGCCACCAAGAGUGGGUCCCUCAUGAAGAACAAGUUUGUGGUGUGAAGCAAACAGCUUGGAGCUUUACUAUUGGAGAUAUCUACCAUUACAGCAUGGUUGGAGAUGAUUAUGAUAGAAAAUGACAUUUAUCUACUGUCAGUAUUAAAGUGUUGCAACACGGUCUUCUGUCAGUGGCCUGGAUUGGAGUUUUGGAAAAACAGUUUUAUUAUUUGUUCUGGUAGCCUUGUGUGGGUUUCCCAAAGAAAGCUUGCUAAGAGCAGGAGCUAUGUAUUUUGCUAAAGUUUGUACACAGUUACCAUUCAUCCCAGUGUCCAUGUGAGAAAAUGAGAACUUCUUCAUAGCUGGACAACAGAUUAAGCAUCCUGACAUGUAUUUCUCUUGUCUCUGCUGCACUCAUCUUUGCACCACAGUUGGUUCACUUUGUUGUUUCCCUUGUCUUAAGGGCAAGUGGUCAGAAACAGGAAACUUGUGAUCUUUCAGCUGUUUGAGACGUUCACCAUCUUUCACCAUUGACUAUGCCAUGUAGGGCAGAUAGUAGUUGCAGUUCAGCAACAUCUGGAGGGCCAAAAGUUUUCCAUCUUGAGACAAGCAUAUAAUGGUGAGGAGAAAUAUAUGAUCCCAAAAUGUUAUUAGAUCUGCAUCUGACUCCAUAAUCCUAGAUAAAAGGCAAUACAUAACCUGUUUAAACAACAUGAAAUGUAUUUUCAACUGUUUCAGCAGUCAAUAGCCAUAUAUGGAAAAGUAUGGGACUUUAGAGUCAGUGUGUGGUGGCACAUUCUUGAGCAGCAAUGACUUUAAGGAAGGAUUCCUUUAACUGUUGGUCAAUCUCUCACAUCUGAAUUUUGACCCUCUGUUCUUAUGGAAUGGUUUCAAUUCAGUAACCUUUGAGGACUUCUUUUCAUGAACUGACUCCUGUUUUUGUUGAGACAUUUUGAUGGAGUUUAAAACCAGACUUUGAAAAGACCCUUGAAAAACAUAGGAUUUAUUCUUCUACACCAUUGUUAUAGAUCUACAUGUAUAUUUAGGAUCACUGUUGUGUUGCACUUAGUUCACCAUACUAGAUGAUUGUGAUGAGAUACUAUUUGAACUCAGUGUUUUUCACUAAACAUAGUGUAAUAUAUCUCAUAGAGGCAAAAAAAAAAAAAGAAAGAAAGAAAUAAAACCCUCUGACUCUGUCCAAAAACCAUGGGAAUAAUAAAUGUUAUGUUUAGCUAACUUCAGAUGUGAAUAAAUGUUACUUUCAGAGAA
Messenger RNA from Anolis carolinensis (green anole), 2293 nucleotides. It is a transcript of the gene eif4e1b, whose product is annotated as eukaryotic translation initiation factor 4E family member 1B. The transcript has 7 exons. Gene Ontology annotation, cellular component: eukaryotic translation initiation factor 4F complex; cytoplasm. Gene Ontology annotation, molecular function: translation initiation factor activity; RNA 7-methylguanosine cap binding. The record is from RefSeq and is a predicted model, not a curated record. Gene Ontology annotation, biological process: translational initiation. Bases 448 to 1041 code for a protein of 197 amino acids. NCBI's taxonomy places the organism in Eukaryota, Metazoa, Chordata, Lepidosauria, Squamata, Anolidae.